Messenger RNA from Mycena citricolor, 2076 nucleotides. The record is from the annotation of a GenBank genome assembly. Lineage: Eukaryota; Fungi; Basidiomycota; Agaricomycetes; Agaricales; Mycenaceae.
CGCUGCUGACGCACAACUCAAUCUUCAUCUGUAGUCGCAAUCUUCCCUUCGCUGCUGUGAGGUGCUCGGAAACUAGCAAUGAAAACACUCGCAUCCCUGCCUGAAGAAACCAUACGUCUCAUUGCGCACAUCUUCAUCACCAGUGAGCCCCAGCGCGGAUGGAAGGUAUGGGGCGAAGAACAGAACGCGUAUCGCUCGCUCUUCCCGCUUUCCGAGACCUGCAAGCGACUGCGCGAAAAUCUCAAGCCGCUCCUGUUCAGAACAAUCCACAACUGGAACGUAGAUGGGAAGAGGGUAUGGCCGAGAGCCAUCUGGCCGCAUGGGGUAGAGGUGAACCUCCGAGACCAUGCUGUGCGGGAUCUCAGAGUCCUACAACUCACUGACGAGGUCUACGCCGCGCUCUCCUACAUGCCUCUCUUGACAACAGUGAUUCUACGGUACAAUGCGUCGGUGCCCUCGGACGCGCUGCGAUGCGUCGGUGCUCUUUCAGGUCUGGCCUCCCUUGAGAUACACCAAGCGCGUCUCGACGGACCCAUGCCCUCGUCUCUCGACUUCCCGUCGCUGCAGAGGCUGCUCGUGUCCAUAUCCGGGUUCCGAGGCAUCGUGCGAGCGAGCGACAUCGACCGCGCAACCGAGCGGGCGCAUUGUGGAAAACUGCUGCGCUGUGUUUCAGCCAGAUUGUGUUUCCUCCACGUCUCGGGCGACCUGCUGCCCGACGACUUUGACGAUAUUCGAUGGCCACGCCUGCAGACUCUGAUCAUUUCUGAGCACACCCCCGCCAUGUACUUGCUCGUUCCCACGUUUACAGCCCGGAUGCCACAGCUUCGGACGCUGGAGCUUCUGUAUUCCGCUGACAUGGGCCGCACCUCGGACGAGCUUCGCCCGCCGUUUGUGUACGGUGAUUCCGCGGGCAACCCGUUGGCUCAGACACUGCCUCUCCUGACCUCCCUUUCCUUGUCAAAUCUCGCCGCGGAUGAUCCCAUCUUCUCGCAGCUCCCCCCGUCGCUCACUGCUCUUCAUUUUCACGCGAGGAGAGAUCCGUACUGCGGCUUGACUCGCGACUUUUGGGAUCGGGGGGAGACUGCACUUUCCAAUGCAGAGGCAAUUUUCGUCAUCGAGCGUGUACCACACCUCCAGGAUCUCGCGGAGCUCACUAUCGUGUUGCGCGAGUACCCGACAGCUGAACUUCUUGAAGUGAUUGCGUCUCGUUUUCCGCGAUUGACCUUCCUCGAGGCUUCUCAUAUGAAGUACCGCCUCGGUCGUGAAUGGCAAUACGAUGAGCCGCGGAUUGCAGGAGAUCCUGCUCAGCUUGCGGCGCUGGGUCGUUUGAGCCAUCUUCAUACCCUCAAGUUGUCACCCGACCUUUUCUGCAACCAGUUCCAUGAGAAAUUAUGUUGCCGGCUCCUCGCCAAUUGGAUUUUCACUGGCGUUCCGUGGCUCAAAGAGUUGCAACUGACGCAAGUUUACUCUGGUGUUUGGUUGCCCUACCAUAACCCCGACCCCGAUCGCUGGCACAAGUACCACCGUGAGCGUGUGGUCCGCUCUUCAUCCAAAAUGCCCCCACCACGUAUAAUCGAUGUUCCGUGAAUCCUAUGAUGACUUCGAUUGAGCUGCGCGCGUUCCGUUUUUUACUGGUCCGGCAUAUUCUGCCGGUUUUAUAUGGUCUACCAUUAUCGCAUGCAUGAAUUUUGAUACGUUGCUUCCAGUUGCACGCAUGGUUCCUAGACCAUCUCGAUAUUGUCCCUCACGAAGUAAGUAGAUGAGAGCUGGGUUGUAGAGCCCACAAGAAUGUGCUACCUUCUGCUCAUGAUUUGCUUACACCACAACAGCUCCUGAUUUAUGUAAUUUUCAGGGAAUAUCUAUGCAUUGCAAGUUUCUUACUAUUCUAGAAGCAACUAAACAGUGCCGGAGUGGGCGCUCCUGGAAUGGCUUAUUGAUCUCGGAUGUAUACAUGUGUGGCUGUCUGAUGGAGGAUCGCGUGCCUAUGCACGUGACCUUACACCAUCUGCCCUAUUUUUACUAGUGACGCCCUCGCUGCAGUUUCACAGGGAUCAUGGGGGGCUAGACUUUGGGAGC